Megalops cyprinoides (Indo-Pacific tarpon) is the source of this 1125-nucleotide messenger RNA. RefSeq names its product forkhead box E1 (gene foxe1). The record is from RefSeq and is a predicted model, not a curated record. Bases 49 to 1125 code for a protein of 358 amino acids. Gene Ontology annotation, biological process: regulation of transcription by RNA polymerase II; cell differentiation; anatomical structure morphogenesis. NCBI's taxonomy places the organism in Eukaryota, Metazoa, Chordata, Actinopteri, Elopiformes, Megalopidae. The transcript has a single exon. Gene Ontology annotation, molecular function: DNA-binding transcription factor activity, RNA polymerase II-specific; RNA polymerase II cis-regulatory region sequence-specific DNA binding.
UACGCGUAUUGAUACGAGAAAGAACCUCCAAAGACUCUCCGGUCACUGAUGAACGAACUUAAAACAAUGCCAGUGGUUAAAGUUGAAAAAGAUUCAUCUUUUGAUGUUUCUCCAACGGUCGCAAGUACUCCUACUGAAGAACCACCAAGAGGUCGACGAAGGAAAAGGCCCCUUCAACGAGGCAAACCCCCGUACAGUUACAUCGCCCUUAUUUCCAUGGCCAUCGCCAACUCUCCGGACCGGAAACUAACUUUGGGGGGAAUUUACAGGUUUAUCACAGAAAAAUUCCCCUUCUACCGGGACAACUCAAAGAAGUGGCAAAACUCAAUACGCCACAACUUGACUCUAAACGACUGUUUCAUCAAGAUACCGCGGGAGCCGGGAAGACCGGGAAAGGGCAACUACUGGGCGCUGGACCCCAAUGCAGAAGACAUGUUUGAGAGCGGGAGCUUUCUGAGAAGGAGAAAACGGUUCAAGCGAUGUGAUUUAACCACCUACCCAUCAUAUGUCCAUGACUCCCCAGUUUUCUCACCGAUGCAGGUGACGCGAUCGUCUUAUGCCAACUCUAUGUAUCCCAACGUGACAGUAAACCCUCCUUACGGCCAGCAGAUAGCAUCCACCUACUACCCUUCCUCUUCGCCGAACUUUAGCCCCAGCCAGCCACGCGUGUUCGGCCUCAACACCUUCAUAGGGCAUCACGGUGGUCUCGGUUCUGGUACUGACCUAAUCCAGCAGCCCGGUGGAAGUUUCAAUUCGGACCUGGGCUCGGCAAACUCGUGCAGCCUGCCUGGGGCGAGUUUCCAAACUCAGUCCUGCAGGGGCACCAUGCUAUCCCGGUCUUCCAGUCACUCGUCGUAUUCUUACCCCUUGCCGAACGGACACCUGUCUGGACAGAAUUCAUAUUCACAGGCGAACAAUCAGAUUUACGGGGCUUCUGGUAGGUUUGGGAUUCCCAGCUCUUCGCCUGUGCCAAGUGACUGUAUGGACCCGUACGGGAGAAUGUCGCCCGGAAUGCCCCCGUCCCUAACUCAGUAUAACAGUAGUGGUACUAUCGCCAGCACAAAUCCGUAUCUGAGGCACCAAGCAUAUUCUGGUAACAUGGAAAGGUUUGUGUCUGCAAUUUAA